Molecule: messenger RNA, 2623 nt
Organism: Mercurialis annua (annual mercury)
Lineage: Eukaryota; Viridiplantae; Streptophyta; Magnoliopsida; Malpighiales; Euphorbiaceae
Product: 65-kDa microtubule-associated protein 4
Biological process (GO): microtubule cytoskeleton organization
Cellular component (GO): spindle; cytoplasm
Molecular function (GO): microtubule binding
Source: RefSeq, a predicted model, not a curated record
AAGUUAUAAUGAUACAAUAUUAUAAUUGCCCCUUUUCCAAUGUAACGGUCCCUCCCGCUCCAACUCCAUUAAUUCCAUUUCCCUCCUUCAAAUCUUUCAAAAUCCCCAGCGUUACUUUUUCUUCCAUCUAACUCCCUCCUUUCCUUUUUCAAAUUACCCAAACACAACACUAUUUAAAUUCUCAACACUCCAGUUUUAAACAAAAAUAAACAAAAAUUUCCCUUCGCCAUGUAUAACGGCCACAAAGAUCGGUUCACCAGUGUUGAAACUACCUGCGGCUUGUUACUACUGGAAUUACAGAAAUUAUGGGAUGAAGUUGGAGACAAUGAUGCGCAACGAGAUAAAAUGUUGUUUGAAAUUGAGCAAGAGUGUUUACAGGUUUAUAAAGAAAAAGUUGAGAAAGCGGACGGUUAUAGAUCUGAAUUGCAACGGCAAAUUGAUUACGCUGAAGAUGAAAUUCAGCGUAUUCGGUCUGUAUUAGGAGAGCUUCAUGUUGAAGAUGAACUGAGGGUUAGUGUGAAUUUAAAUGAAAAGUUGCAAAUGAUUAAUCCUAGAUUAGAGGAAAUGAGGAAGAGAAAAGACGAAAGGAAAAGGCAAUUUGUCGAUGUUGUAGACGAAUUAAAGCGUAUUUCGAAGGAGAUUAUCGGUAUUACGCAAGAUAAUCUUCGUGAGUUGGUUGUUGAUGAUGAGACUGAUUUGUCUCUAGGGAGACUAAUGAACUUGCAGAAUCAGUUGCAGCAACUUCAAAAUGAAAAGGCCAAUCGUUUGAAGCAAGUAUUGGAUCUUGCGGAGACAUUGAAUUCCUUGUGUGCAGUGCUUGGUAUGGAUUUCAAAAACGUAAUUCGCAAGAUCCAUCCUGAUUUUGAUGAAUCUAAAGGAUUGAAUGACAUAACUAAUGGUAAAAUUGAGAGGUUGACUACUGAGAUACAAAGCUUGCAAGGUGUCAAGUUGCAGAGAAUCAAGAAGCUUAGAGAUCUUGAAGGUGUUCUUUUGGAGCUUUGGGAUUUGAUGGAUACACCAGUGGAGGAGCAAAUGGCGUUUCUGAAUGUUCUUAAAUGUAUGGCUGCUUCAGAGUGUGAAAUUACUGAGCCUAAUGUGCUCUCCCUGGAGUUAAUUAACCAAGUUGAGGAAGAAGUGUUGAGGCUGAAACAACUGAAAUCAAGUAAAGUGAAAGAGAUUGUUCUUAAGAAGAGGUUGGAACUAGAAGAGAUCUGCAGGAAUUUGCAUAUAUUUACAGAAGCACUUGUUGCACCAGAAUUUUCAUUUGAGGCUGUGGCAUCUGGAGCUGUGGACCCUGUGCAUCUAUUGGGAGAGAUUGAACAUGAAAUUGCAAAGGUUAAAGAGGAAGCUUCUAGUAGGAAGGAAAUACUUGACAAGGUGGAGAAGUGGUUUGCUGCUUGUGAAGAAGAGUGCUGGCUUGAAGAGUAUAACAAGAAUGAUAAUCGCUACAAUGCUGGAAAAGGUGCACAUAUCAUCUUGAAACGUGCCGAAAAAGCUCGCGCAGCUGUUAACAAAAUUCCUGCAUUGGUGGAGACACUGACUUCAAAAAUUAAAGUUUGGGAGAAAGAACGAGGAAAUCAGUUCUUAUAUGAUGGUGAACGACUUCUUUCUAGGUUGGAAGAGUACAACUACCUAAGAAAAGAGAAAGAACAAGACAAAAUAAGGCAACGAGAUCAGAAGAAACGUCAGGUGCAGCUGAUGGCAGAGAAAGAAGCAAUUUUUGGGGCGAAACCAAGCCCAUUAAUGAGCGGAAGGAAGCCUUCUAGAGCAUCAAUAGGAGUAGCAAGUAACCGUAAACUUUCUCUUGGUGGUGCAAUUCUUCAGAACUUUAAAGCUGAAAAAGCAGCUCCCAGUAGCUUAUCUCUCGAUAAAAUUGGCGACAGUAUGAAUCGGAAGAGCUCUCUAGGUCAUCAGCAGUAUGGUGCCUUCGCAUCUCAGACCUUCGGGAGGAGAUGCUCAGAGAUUGGUGGUCAUGUGGUAAAGAAGCAAUCCUCUGCAAAAACCCGGCCAACGGAAUCACACUUCAUCAGGAAACCGCUCUCUCCGAUUCCUGUGACAAUGUCUUAUUCUAAGGCCAACAUAGCCAAUUUCCCAGCAGAUACACAAAUCAGUAAAACAUCGGGUGAUCCUUGUUGUACCAAGACACCAAUUCGGACACCAGGCAGAGAUAAAGUGACAAUGACUCCAAAAACACAGCCAAUUCUAGUGCCGACAACUCCAAAUACAGCAUCUGGUCCAAUGCUGAUGGCAUCAACACCAGCUACACCUUGUGUUUCUUCUGGUCUAAUUACUACAGCUAAAAAGACUCUGGAUGUGGAGCAAAUUGAAUACUCGUUUGAAGAGUUAAGAGCUGGUCUUCCCUAUCCUGAAGCACAAACACAAGACUGUUGCAAGUAUGACAUGUAAGCAAAAAAAUGAAACACUAUAAACUUUCUUUUUCUUUUUUGAGAUUGUUUUUGAGGUCAAUUUGGAUUGACUUAAUACUAAAUAGUGUGAUGUACAUCCAGCAGCAGACAGAUAAGAAAUCUGUUGUGAUGCUGAGGCCACCAAUGUUUGUGGUUUUGCAAGUUUAUUACAGUGACUCAGAUUAUAUGUCUGAAAUCUUCAUUCAAAUUUUAUGUGA